Mollisia scopiformis is the source of this 1792-nucleotide messenger RNA. RefSeq lists its product as uncharacterized. The record is from RefSeq and is a predicted model, not a curated record. The transcript has 3 exons. The coding region runs from base 174 to 1757 and encodes 527 amino acids. Lineage: Eukaryota; Fungi; Ascomycota; Leotiomycetes; Helotiales; Mollisiaceae.
UGUCUGCAAGCCCCUGUCACACCAAGACAACGCAAUUUCCUCGGCAAUAUUCUGUCCACAGCCUCGUCUCGAAAAGACUGUCUCCCAUCUUCUCUCGCCAUCUAUCAUGACUCUCAUAAUAAAGAUCAGCUGCCGAUGUCCAGCGCCUGAAGCAACGAUCGGUGACUUGUGCCAUGUCUUUCGGAUUCGGAAUUGGCGAUGUUAUCUCUGCCAUAAACGCUAUUAUCAAGACCUGCGAGAGAGUUGCAGCAGUGCCGAAGGACAUCCUAGAAGCCUCGAAGGACCUGGAGCGACUCCGAACCGUCUUGGAAAACAUCGGAGAGAUCAUAUCAGAGAAGACUUCUGUUGUUCACAAACAUGAUAGCAUCAAGAAACGACUCGUUGGAGACAUGGAAGAAGUGGGCCAAGAUGUCAAAAGAUUGAAGACACAUCUCCAUAUCUGGAAAGGACAUGAAAAGAAAUCCCCUUUUCAAGGUGCAAUGCAAAGGAUCCUGUUCGCCUUUUACAACAUCCCCCAGAUCAAAGAAAUCCGCUCAAACUUCGCUGAGUAUAGAGAGAAGUUGGACGAAAUGCUUCAAAUUCUUAGUAUCAACAGCCACAACAAAGUCCUCAAUGCAAUGGAGCAUAUUAUAACCAAGUUUGAGGAGUUUGAGAAGAGGAGAGAAUCCAGGCUGAGUCUGGAUGAAGCUCUAUGGAGUGAGCGAGAAGAUCGAUAUUCGGAAUGGCAAAAUUUGGAAGUUGAAAAACGUGCAUCGCCCAAGAAGGUCGACGAGCUCAAGGCUUUCUUGGAAGAGAAGUUGCGAAAACUUGAACAAGGUGCUUUAGGACGUGAGGUGGCUCAAGAAUACAUGGAUGAAAUUGAGAGCAAGUUGAAGGACACAGCAUCUCCCGAGCCAGCACCUCAAUACUCGAGUCCAGCUGUAGAAGAGCAUUCUCUAGCUGAAAGGUCGAGAAUAGGCUACUCGACAAAUCGCGACCGGACGAACGAGUACUUGAAGAGCCAAUACCUCACUGUUCCAAGAGAUCCUUCACGUGAGAGUGGAAAGAACUAUCAAGCAGACUCAAGAAGAUCUACUUCUUCAAAUGGGAGCAUAAGAAGGCACUGGAAAGAGCGAAUUGACCCCUGGUUUCGACCUCCAUCACCCAACUCGUCCAGGCGCGCGUCGCGCAGCAGUUCAGUUAACCACAGUUCGGUCGGAACACCGGCCCGGCUCUCGGUCCAGCAAUUGAACAGUGAAUUCUCGUCUAUGUCUCUACGAGAACCUCAAACUACGCAGGGCUGGACUGUUGUUGCACGUGCACGAAAUCGAGGCAAGAAAACAACAAAUGGAUCUCAAUCCAGUGAUAGAACCAAGAACACAUCCAUACCCCAGCUGAAGUGGUUGGCUACAGGCGAUAGAUCUCCUGUCAAUAUAUUGUAUGUGGACUGGGAUAAUACAAGCUUUUCCAUGAUGGCCAAAGCAUAUUUGGAACUAGUGAGACUGUGGACAAUGAACGCGAACAAUACUUGGCCAUUUGAUCGAGUAGAAUCUGCAGGCUUCUGCGUGAAUGAAGAAACCAUCCUUGAACCUGGCUCGGUCAUAGAUCUACUUGCACCAACGAGAUCCAACUUCCGGUCCAGAGACUUCCCAAAAGAGAAAGAAGGGCUGUUGAACAGACUCAAAGGAAACAGACUAGCUCAGUUCAAGAACAGUUUCCUCGAUGAUUUCAAACACGUACUUUGUCUGGACGAGAAAUCGUACGAGGCUAUUCGUUAAGCCAACAAGGAUCGGGCAGGCGUUCUUGACAAUCA